This is a messenger RNA of Paramecium tetraurelia, 4620 nucleotides long. RefSeq lists its product as uncharacterized. The transcript is spliced from 3 exons. The record is from RefSeq and is a predicted model, not a curated record. Lineage: Eukaryota; Ciliophora; Oligohymenophorea; Peniculida; Parameciidae.
AUGCCUUUUUAAAUUAAGCUAUUUGAGAAAUAGGUAGUUUUUAUGCUGUCCCACUUUUUAACUUUGGAAUACAAAAUGCCUAAACUGUUUUAACUGCUCAUUAUCAUCUAUUCUGUUACCUAAUCAAUUUCUUAUUCAUUUUACUACUAGUAUACUUAAGAUGAGCAACUCAGACAUAGCCUUACUAAAAUUACCUCAUUAACAAGAUUGUAUUUAUAUAUUGACAAUCCAAAUAUUAAAUCAGGUUUGUUUUGGUUACUUGCUAUUGUCCAAAAUUUGAUAUUCCUUGCCGCUAGUAUUGUUGCUUACAAAAAUCAAUACAAAAUGGGUGCUUUAUCUUUUUGGACUAGAUUUAUAUCUGUCAUCUUCACUUUUUAUAUCUAUUAUUUUUCAACUGCAUUUUUUCCUGUUAUCUUUGAAAUUUGCCUUUUUUAAUCAUCAGAUUUAGUAUAAUUUUGUGUUUCCAUAAUUGUAAUGUUAGAAACACUCAUUAUUAUGAUUUUAGGAGAACUUGUUUUUAGAAGAGGCUUAAUACUUAAAUCAACUUCUCAAUUGUAUAUUAAUAUGACCUCAUACUCAUACAUAAUCAAAAUUCUAAAAUUAAUGUAAAUCAUUUUUUUUUUUUAUUUACAAACAAAAUUUCUCUCAUAAAUGAUUUAAUGCGUAAUUAACAUCCUAAUAUAAUUAUGCUUUAUAGCUGAAUAGAUUAGAGCCAAAGUUUAUGCUUAAAAAAUCUAUUCGAGCACAACAAUUAUUUUUAGUUCGAUUGGAUUAGUUCUUUCUUUUGAUGUACUUCUAACCCAAUCCACAAAUAAGAAUAAUUAUUGGAUAUUAGUUUGUAUAAUAUUGAUCAAAAUCUUAUUGUCAUGUGAAGAAUUUCGAAUUGAUAAAAUUUCUAAUUAUGGAAUCCAUCAAUUGAAAUAUUUAUUUACUUUUUUAGAUUUAAGUAAUCAUGAAAAAUCAAUAACAAAACUUUAAAUUUUCAUGCUUUUCUAAAGUCAUUAAUAGAGUUGUGAUAAUAAAAAAACAUGUUUUUGUACCAAACAUAAAAAUGAUUAAUUUGUUGCACUGAUAAAAAUUAUUGAGAGUAAAAUAGAAGAAUCACUUCAUGGUAAAACUAAAAUAUCUAAAGAUUUAAUUUGCACUGAUUAUGCAUAGAUUUUAUUUCGAAGUCACUAAUAUGUCAAAGCUUAAUAACAUAUAACUAGAUUUUUGACAAAAUAAUCUCCCAAUUAUGACAAAAAAUAAAAUCCAUUGUCAAAAAUUACAAUAUUCUUAUUAGAAUAUCUAAAGGGUGAGGUUUUAAAUUAAGUCAUGAUUUAAAUUACAGAAAAAAUUGUUUUAUCCAAUUAGCAUAAUAAAUUGCUAAAUGAAUCUUUGAAAUCUUUUGUAAUAAAUGAAAAUUCCGAUUCCGAAAUAAUAGCCAAUUUAAAACAAAUAAUUCAAACUAAAAUUUAAUUUUAUUAUAAUUUUAUUGAGCAUCAAAAUGCUAAUUUUGGAAAUAUCAAUUAUGCAUUGCAAUUUAUCUAACAAAUAAAAUAAUUUAAGGAGAUGCUAUUAGAUCGAUAUAAUUAGUUCCCAACGAGUAGUAACUAAAAUAUAUUAAAGUAUUUCACUUUGCAUAUUCUAAAUGAUUACAUCGAUUCUUUCAACAUCAAUAGAGGUAAGGCUUUUGAGGACGAUAAAUUUAAUUAAUUCUCAGGACAAAUGUAUCAUAAAAUCUUCGGAAUUAAUCCUGCUUACUUUAUUACUGAAUUGAAUUCUGAAUUAGAAGUGAUAAUAACUAAGAAGUCUUAAAGGGCGUAAUAUUUAUUGAAAUAAUGGAAGGUUUAAUAACAUGAAUAGAAAUACCAUGCUAACAUUGAACUAAACGCUUUCUUACCUGAGUAUGUGCAAUUGAAACAUAGCAGUUUGAUUGAGAAAUUCUUGAGUGAAGGACAAAAUAAAUAUUACCAAUAAUAAAAUUUAUCAUUUUUAAAAUAAUAGGAAAAGGUAAUGAUGCCAAUUCAAAUAAUGGUUAGCAUGAAUUAAACAAAUUAUGAUAAAUUCUCCUUUCUUACUUUUUUCUAUGAAUCGCUUGACUAUCGAUCAUACAUAGUUGUAGAUAAACAUUUAGAGAUAUUGAAUAUAAGUUCUAACAUUUCAGAGAGCUUAUUUUUAAAUGAAGCCAAGGUUCAUUCAAGUUGUGUAACUAAAAUAAUACCAAAUUUUCAACAAUUAGUAUCUACUCAUUAACAUCAAUUUUACAAUCAAGAAAUAAAGCUGGUUAAAGAAUAUCGCCAUUAAAAAGUACCCUGUUCCUUUACUGGUAAUAUUAAAAUUGACAGAAAAUUUGAAAAUCAAUAUAAGUGUUAUUUUGUUGAAUUAGAUAAUAUUCGAGCGAUAUCAAAGAAAUUUAAAGAUGAGAAUUCUACUUUGUAUAUGGCUUCUCUUACUUAAUUUCCUGGAUCAAGUUAGAAGUUACUCAAUAUAAAUAGUGAAUUUGAUGAUUCAGAAGAAAAGAUGAUACCCUAUAUAAAUUUUGAAAAUCAUCCUAUUCCUGAAAAUUCUCUAUGUAUUAUUCAAUAAGAACAACAGCGUUAGACAAUAAAUUAAACUGAUACAAAUUUGGUCUGCACUCUAUAAAUGGUGGAAUUAGGAAAGAGUCAUAACAUUUUUGAACCCUUAUCAUAAAAACGAUUAUUGCACAGUUCAAAGUAUUCUCAUGAUGAAGACAUGAAAAAAUAAGUAAAUAAAAUUGUCGAAGAAGAUGAGUUUCUUGAGAUUGGAUCAACAUCUUCAGUAACUGCAAUUAGAAGAUCAAAAUACUAUAAAAAAUUUGAGAUAAUAACUAUUUUAAUGAAAUCAAAGAAGCAAUCAUAAAAGAUUGUAAAAAUGAAUAAAUUCAUUUUUUUGUAUAUAUUUGUAAUAUUACUGGGAUUGAUAAUACAAAUCUUAAUGGUUUAAAACUUGGAACAAUUUAUCGAAGAUAUCAAAACAUUAUCAAUAAGAUAUGAUGUUGUCGAGCCUUAUGAAUCCUUUUAUGUUUCUAGAUUUUCUUAGGUUAAUUACAGAGAGCAAUUAGGUGGGGGGUUUAUAAAUGCAAGUGUUUAUGCUUAAUUGACAAAAUAUCCAUUCUCCACUUUUGGCCUUAUGUAUGAUCAUCUACGAAAUAGCAUGUACAGUGUAUUAGAAAGAAGGGAGAUCGAUUAACUAUCAGAUAAUGAGUUUAUAACAAUCAGUUUUUUGAAUAAAUCAUAUGUUGGGUAUACUAAGAAUGUUACUAUCAGAUCUUUAGCAAAUAUAUUGAUGAAUUAUUAGUAUGAUUUUAAGUUGGGAUUAACUAUUCGUAGUGUGGCGUUUGAUAGUCCAUUUUUUUACUUUACAAGUAAGAACUAUCUAACAAUAAAACACACAUUUGAUGGUUUAAAUAAGAUUGUUUUAGAUGCUACUUUACAGAGAUCUUAAUUAGAGAAGGAAAAAUGGAUAUCCGUGUUAUUACCAUUUAUCACGAUAAGUUUGUUUUUAUGCAUCAUAAUAAUUAAUAGUUAUAGAGAAUAUAAUUAAAUAAUGAAUUCAAUAUUUUAAUAUCUCAUGGAUUUGGAUCAGUAGAUAUUGGAUGGAGAAAAAAAGAGACUUUAAAAGCAUUUGAGUAUAGUAAGUAAUGAGUUAGAGAUAAUUAAGAAAUUUGAGUUUGAUAUUGAAGCUAUUGAUGCUGAAUUUGAGGAAUAAAAUAUUGUAAGUAAUAGGAAUAAUUCAAAGAGAGAUGGAAAGAGAUUCAAGAUUAAGAAUAACUUUUUAAGAACAACAGCUGCAAUAGGAUUUAUCCAUUUUUUGUUAUUUCUCACAUUCUAUAUGACUAUAUAUUUGAUUAUUGAAAGAUAUUUUGAGAAAUAUGAUCAAACAUCUAUCAUUUUUUAAAGGAUUAGUGAUCUUGGAGUUGAUAUUCCAACUUUAUAUGCUCAAAGAGAAGUUUUAUAUAGAAGGACUCUAAGAUACUUUUUUUUAACAGAUGCUGAAAUUGAUGGAGUGUAUGAUGUAUUUUUUUAGGCAUAUAAUAAAGUAGAAGAGUUCACAUAAUUAAAUAUUGAUUUAAGUUCGGAUGACUAUUUAUUUGAUGAAAAUGCUGUCAAUUUUUAUUAGGCUAUUAACAUAGGAGAUUUGUGUGAAUAUUAAACUGAAUAAUUUAAAGAGCUAGCUAAUUCAACUUGUGGAUUGGCGAUGAAUGGUAACUUAUUAAAAGGAUUAUCAUAAAUCUUACCAUACAUUUUAUAUACUUUAAAAACCUAAUAUGAUGAUAGUAAAAACUUUACUAUUUUACCUACAAACACUAGACUUGAAUUGGAAGGAGCAACUAUUAUUGGUAAUGUAAUGUCAACUGUAAUAUCUGAACUUUAUGAUAAUCUACUCAUUUCUUGUUUAAAGUUGAUUAAUUUCACUUAGAUACCAUGUAUAAUUUUCUUAGUAUUUCAAUCUAUUUGUAUAGUGAUUUACAUUGCCAUUAUGAAUGAAAAUCAUAAGUAACAAUUUUAGUCUAUUAAACAAUCUAUAUUUUUAUUUCCAAGACAGACAUUAAUUUUUGAUGAUUAGUUUUAUAGGAAUUUUAGAUCAAUCAUAAAAGAUGAAGGGAUUUAAUAAUGA